This is a messenger RNA of Cygnus atratus (black swan), 505 nucleotides long. It is a transcript of the gene MRPL41, whose product is annotated as mitochondrial ribosomal protein L41. Gene Ontology annotation, cellular component: mitochondrial large ribosomal subunit. The coding region runs from base 1 to 408 and encodes 135 amino acids. Lineage: Eukaryota; Metazoa; Chordata; Aves; Anseriformes; Anatidae. Gene Ontology annotation, molecular function: structural constituent of ribosome. The transcript has a single exon. Gene Ontology annotation, biological process: translation. The record is from RefSeq and is a predicted model, not a curated record.
AUGGGGCUGCUGGCCCAGCUGGCCCGCGGGCUGGUGCGAGGCGCCGACCGCAUGUCCCCGUUCACCAGCAAGCGCGGCCCCCGGAGCCACAACAAGGGCCGCGGGGCCAAGAAGCUGGGCGUGCUGACCUCCAGCAAGAAGUUCCUCCUCGUCAAGGAGAUGGUGCCGCAGUUCGUCGUCCCCGACCUGGCGGGCUUCAAGCUCAAGCCCUACGUCUCGUACCGCGCCCCCGAGGGCUCCGAGCCGCCGCUGACGGCCAAGCUGCUCUUCAGCGAGGUGGUGGCGCCCCGCAUCGAGAAGGACGUGAAGGAAGGCGCCUUCGACCCCAACGACCUGCAGAAGUACGGCUUCGAGCCCACGCAGGAAGGCAAGCUCUUCCAGCUCUUCCCCAAGAACUACGUGCGCUAGGGAGCCGCUGCCGUGAGCGGUGGUGGGAGAGACUUGGCCUGCGCCCGCAAACCCGGGACUGUUUCUUUCAGUGGGCAUUAAAAGCCGAUCCUUCUGC